GCAGUAUAGUUUCGCUGAGGGCUGCGGUCAGUUGACCGAAGCAAUCAUAUUUUAAUCAUGGGCAUCAAACACUCCAUUUGUUGGGUUCUUUGACCAAUCUUCUUUUCCCCGCAAGGUCAUUUGUUGGGUUUGGGUGUUUAUUUUUCAACGGACUAAAAACAAUCACUAGAACACAAUGAUAAGUUAUUCUUGAGGCAUUGACCUUGUACACUUUGACAUGCCAAUAUGUUUGUUCUUCUUUACUGACAAUUAUGAUCUCCAUUUGAGGUCAAUUGCAACUGGAUAGUGUACUGGCAUGUUACUUCUUGGGAAAUAUUCUUUGAAAAGAUACAUUUUCUGUAUUUUCCUACAUCUCUGUUUAGAUAUUUUCUGCUUGCUGGUGUACCUUGGUUCUCAGUGGUAUGUAGCAAUAUAAAAUUAAAUGCAGUGGUUUCCAGCACCUAUUUUGCAUCUUUGCAUGUAUUAUGUAUUGAAAACUAUCUACUAAAUGAGAACACUUGUAAAUGUUUCUUACUGCACUGUGAUAGCUUUAACUGUACAAUACAAUCAAGAUGGCACCAUGGACUUGUUGUUCGACAUGAAUAAGGAAAGCCGAAUGUGUAGGCACGUGCCAAGGUUCUUCGUCUGGCUCAUGGAAAACACUACAAAAGAACCAUUUUUCAAACUCUGCCUAUAUGAGAGGGUUGUCCAAUCGAACAUAUAAACCAUCGUAGAGUACCCGCCCAGCUGAAGGACUUGCGAGCGCUAACUCAGCUGGGCCGUUAGAUGAUUUUACUGCCAUACACUUUACCUGUCUGGCAAUUUCUACAUCGUUCCUUCUUGUUUCACCUUCGUGUGGUCUUGAAAGGUGCAUGACCAGUGGGCCUUCGUUACCUAUGGGGUCAGAGAAUAAUAUUGAUUUUGCUUUCGUUUCGGUGUGGAUGAAUUUCGUGGAGCGGUGAAAACCUAGCCCACACCCACGCGAUGAAAAAUAAUAAUCCACAAUCCUCCUCGUCUCCUCUUCACUCCCAGUUCCUGAUCUGGAGCGGGAGGGAUCGAUGCCGCUGGGAACUGGAGCGGGAGGGAUCGAUGCAGCCUCCCAGCGGCGGGGCCGCCGGCGAUGAUAGCGAAGGAAAGGGUGAAGUGGAUGGCUAGACAGGGGGGGAAGAGUGGUGGCGAGGUGGAUUGCUCGUCUAUGCUUGCUCCAUCCCCUCGCCGAUGCCAUUCCCUGGCCUGGCUGCACCCUCAUCUCACCUCCCUCCCUCCUCACCCCCAAGGGUUCCCUCCUCUCCCUUCAGCUCUCAAAACAUGGACCUGCAGGCUAAAGUUUGUCCGUGUGCUGUUGACGCUCUGGUUUUGUCUCCACAAAAGAUGACCCACACCACUUUGCAAGCAAUUGCUUCUGUCCAGUUCAGAGGAAAACCAUUGUUUAACAACGAAUAUGCAGAGGCAUUUUUAUGGAUGUGCACUUCCCCUGAAUGUGGAGAGCUAUUUAUUUCUGGUGGACUUCAAUGCGUCGACAAGUAUUCUUGGCCUCUAUGUUCGCUAUCAUGUGUAUUUAACAAUUUGGGAGGAAGCACAAAUACCAGAUUUGAUGCUUAUGCUUCCAAUUUUUUCACAUCUAGACGUACUUCUCGGCGACCUUGCCGUCUCCAACCCGUUUGCAGAAAGGACACGUGGACGCCGACGACGGACGAUCUUGAGGGCAUACUCGCGUCCCGGGGACUGAGGACAAGGGCCUACUCCUCCCCCUACCACCACUUCCUCAGCUGCCCCUGCUCCUCCACAAGCACCAUGAACACCAGGCCACCCCUGCUUUCCCACGACGGUGACCUGCGCUGGAUCCGGAUCGACGACGCACGGCGGCCUGGAUCGAGAACGUGGGUCAUCUUGCUGGAAGAGAGAAGAAAGUGCAGAUAUGGCCGCGGUGAGGCAGCGCGACUGUACACCACUGUUAUGAGGUUGUUCCAUUUCUUCAAUGACACAGGCCAUCGACUUGCUUUCUUCUCGAGCGGGAUUUGCUGCAACCUCCUGUUUGUGACACGGUGCCGCCAAAGGGUUUGCUACGGAGAUGACUGACCUUUUCAGCAAGUUCCUUCUUCGACGCUAUGUUUGAGAAGCUCGGCCUCCCUCUAACACACUAUUUUACCCAUGCUCUUGAGCAGGGCGGAUAUGCAUCAAUAAUUAAGUUUUACCCCACAAGAGCACGGCUGUGGCAUACAUCUGGACCAGUGUCGCUAUCAAGUUGCACAUGCAAAAAUGGAGCGAGUAUGAUGAAUGAUGCAGCAAAACGAGCACUUAGGUACACGGAAACUCCCCACUGCAAGGUGCUUGUCGAUUACAACUAUGCGGAGCUGCAGCAAGUAGAGAAGACCAAUGCAAGGCUAUAGCUUCAGAGGUUUAGAAAAAAAGAGAUAGAAGAACAGAAAAUUAAGAUUCGAGAACUAAGUAAGGAAUGGUCAUGAACAUGCAAAUUAUGUAGAGCUUUAUUUUGCACUGCAUAUAAUACCUAGGUGGUUCUUGGAGACAGAUCCAUUCAGAUUUAUGUGUUUCGUCUGCCAACUUAACUUGGCUCA
This is a messenger RNA of Triticum dicoccoides, 2555 nucleotides long. RefSeq lists its product as uncharacterized. NCBI's taxonomy places the organism in Eukaryota, Viridiplantae, Streptophyta, Magnoliopsida, Poales, Poaceae. Bases 1198 to 2058 code for a protein of 286 amino acids. The record is from RefSeq and is a predicted model, not a curated record. The transcript has 9 exons.